Molecule: messenger RNA, 807 nt
Organism: Penicillium waksmanii
Lineage: Eukaryota; Fungi; Ascomycota; Eurotiomycetes; Eurotiales; Aspergillaceae
Product: defective in cullin neddylation 1 family protein
Exons: 5
Coding region: 1-807 (268 amino acids)
Biological process (GO): protein neddylation; positive regulation of ubiquitin-protein transferase activity
Cellular component (GO): ubiquitin ligase complex
Molecular function (GO): ubiquitin conjugating enzyme binding; cullin family protein binding; ubiquitin-like protein binding
Source: RefSeq, a predicted model, not a curated record
AUGCCACCUUACUCUACAUCCCAGAAGCAGGCCAUCGCCCAGUUUGUCAAUCUUACAAAUACUAAGGACUCUGUUGCCUCAAAGUCGUUAAGGGCAACAGGAUGGAACCUCGAGCGCGCCGUUGAUGCAUUCUUCGCCGGCAGUGCCGGUCCCUCGAAAAGCACAAAGUUUCUCAACGAAGUCUUCGAUUCAUACCGAGAUGACGCAGAAGAAACACCCGAUGGCAUCGGCAUCGACGGCGCCAUGAGGUUCCUCGGAGAUAUCGAAGUCCAACUAGACGAGGUUGCCUGCCUAGCCAUCUUCGAGAUGUGCAAGUGCCCCUCCAUGGGCGAGUUCACGCGCGAGGGCUUCGUGGAUGGGUGGAAAUCAACACAAUGCGACGCCAAACCCAAAAUGACCCAGCAUGUCCAAUAUCUCCGCAGCAAUAUUCCCAAGGACCCAGAACUCUUCCGACGAGUAUACCGCUUCACGUUCCCGCUUUCCCGAAUGCAAGGGCAGCGCAAUCUGCAAUUCGAAAUCGCGUCCGAACAGUGGAAUCUUCUCUUCACCGCUGACCGGGGCGGCGUGCCUUGGAACACGGCCACGACGCCGUGGCUAGAUUGGUGGAUUGAAUUCCUCGAGGGACGAGGUAAGAAGCCUGUUAACAAGGAUCUGUGGGAGCAGACGGAGGUGUUUAUGCGGAAGAGUCUUGAUGAUGAGAAUUUUGGGUGGUGGAGUGCUGAUGGGGCGUGGCCUGGGGCUUUGGAUGACUUUGUUGGAUACGUUAAGGGGAAGAGGGGGCAGGGGAGUGCGAUGGAGGUUGAAUGA